GCCGGGAGGCUCUGCCAUUGAACUCAGCCUUCCCACGGGGAACACCCACUCGCCGGACACCCUUGGAUCUCAUCGAGAUCGUCCAAAGGGAGAAAGGCAGGUGACCUUGGCAUUGGUAGCCUUCAACGCCCCUCUGCAGAGAUGCCUCCUCAGCUGCACAGCGGCCAGGACUUCUCCGCCAAGGUUGUGCAAGGCAGCCUGGACAGCCUGCCCCGGGCAGUGAGGGAGUUUGUGGAGAGCAGCGUGCAGCUGUGCCAGCCGGAUCACAUCCACAUCUGCGAUGGCUCCGAGGAGGAGAACGGGCGGCUGCUGGCCCGCAUGCAGGAAGAGGGCAUGAUCAGGAAGCUGAAGAAGUACGACAAUUGUUGGUUGGCACUCACUGACCCCAGGGAUGUGGCCAGGGUGGAAAGCAAGACCGUGAUCAUUACCCAGGAGCAAAGAGACACGGUGCCCAUCCCCAGGACCGGCCUCAGCCAGCUGGGUCGCUGGAUGUCAGAAGAGGACUUUGAGAAAGCGUUCAAUGCCAGGUUCCCUGGGUGCAUGAAAGGUCGCACCAUGUAUGUCAUCGCGUUCAGCAUGGGGCCCCUGGGCUCACCGCUGUCCAAGCUUGGCGUGGAGCUGACCGACUCGCCCUACGUGGUGGCCAGCAUGCGGAUCAUGACGCGUAUGGGCACGGCUGCCCUGCAGGCCCUGGGGGACGGGGACUUCAUCAAGUGUCUCCAUUCCGUGGGCUGCCCUUUGCCUUUAAAAAGGCCUCUGGUCAACAACUGGGCCUGCAACCCGGACCUGACCCUCAUCGCCCACCUGCCCGACCGCAGGGAGAUCGUCUCCUUCGGGAGCGGCUAUGGGGGCAACUCGCUUCUUGGGAAGAAGUGCUUUGCGCUCAGGAUAGCCAGCCGGCUGGCCAAGGAGGAGGGGUGGCUGGCGGAGCACAUGCUGAUCCUGGGCAUCACCAACCCCGCAGGCGAGAAGAAGUACCUGGCGGCUGCUUUCCCCAGUGCCUGCGGGAAGACCAACCUCGCCAUGAUGAACCCCACACUGCCGGGGUGGAAAGUCGAGUGUGUAGGCGACGACAUCGCCUGGAUGAAAUUCGAUGACCAAGGUAACUUAAGGGCCAUCAACCCCGAAAAUGGCUUUUUUGGUGUGGCUCCCGGCACCUCAGUGAAGACGAACCCCAACGCCAUCAAGACUGUGCGGAAGAACACCAUCUUCACCAACGUGGCCGAGACCAGCGAUGGCGGCGUUUACUGGGAGGGCAUCGACGAGCCGCUGGCCUCGGGCGUCACGAUCACUUCCUGGAAAAACAAAGAAUGGAGCCCGCAGGAUGGGGAACCUUGUGCCCACCCCAACUCGCGGUUCUGCACCCCUGCGAGCCAGUGCCCCAUCAUCGAUCCUGCCUGGGAGUCUCCGGAAGGUGUGCCCAUCGAGGGCAUCAUCUUUGGGGGCCGCAGACCCACCGGUGUCCCUCUUGUCUAUGAAGCCCUCAACUGGCAGCAUGGAGUGUUUGUGGGGGCGGCCAUGAGAUCGGAGGCCACCGCGGCUGCAGAGCACAGAGGCAAAGUCAUCAUGCACGACCCUUUUGCUAUGCGGCCUUUCUUUGGCUACAACUUCGGCAGAUACCUGGCACACUGGCUGAGCAUGGCUCACCGCCCGGCAGCCAAGCUGCCGAAGAUCUUCCACGUCAACUGGUUCCGGAAGGACAAGGAGGGCAGAUUCCUCUGGCCGGGCUUCGGAGAGAACUCCAGGGUGCUGGAGUGGAUGUUCAACCGGAUCAACGGGGAAGACAGCGCCCAGCUCACACCCAUCGGCUACAUUCCCAAGAAGGGAGCCUUGAACCUGAAAGGCCUGGGCGAGGUCAGCGUGGAGGAGCUCUUCAGCGUUUCCAGAGGGUUCUGGGAGAAAGAGGUAGAAGACAUUGAGAAGUAUCUGGAAGACCAGGUCAACGCUGACCUCCCCUAUGAAAUCGAGAGGGAGAUCCUGGCUCUGAAGCAAAGGGUCCGCCAGAUGUAGCCGGAAGCCAAGGGCUCUCCCUUCCGCAGCACCCGCUUCCUCACCCAGAGUGAGAGAAGUCGAGUCUUCCCGAACCCACGCUGGCCGCAGCACAAUGACCACACGGUAGAGCAGAUCAGAGAGGUGCACUUAAUUGAUCGGGUGAGAACCAUAGAGAACAAUAGCAGCUAAUGGGGUGGGGAGGGGCAUCUUUGCACAUCUCCAAAAUUCACGGGCAAGGCAUGUUCAUCAGGUUACUCAGGCUGGUUCCAGUUUCUUCACUUUAACUCUAUCAGUUAGCUGGAUUGCACAGAAACAAUACUUGAGCUGUAUAUAUGUGUGUGUGCGUGCGUGUGUGUGUGUGUGCGUGCGUGUGUGUGUGUAUCUGUGCGCAUGGUUGUCUAAAAUAUGUUUAAUACCUUUGGGAAAAUCUUGGGCAAGAUUAUCACCUACUAGUUGUUA
This is a messenger RNA of Fukomys damarensis (Damara mole-rat), 2451 nucleotides long. RefSeq names its product phosphoenolpyruvate carboxykinase 1 (gene Pck1). Lineage: Eukaryota; Metazoa; Chordata; Mammalia; Rodentia; Bathyergidae. The transcript has 10 exons. Gene Ontology annotation, biological process: cellular response to dexamethasone stimulus; hepatocyte differentiation; cellular response to glucose stimulus. The coding region runs from base 142 to 2010 and encodes 622 amino acids. The record is from RefSeq and is a predicted model, not a curated record. Gene Ontology annotation, cellular component: cytosol; mitochondrion. Gene Ontology annotation, molecular function: manganese ion binding; phosphoenolpyruvate carboxykinase (GTP) activity; GTP binding.